Molecule: messenger RNA, 6591 nt
Organism: Misgurnus anguillicaudatus (oriental weatherfish)
Lineage: Eukaryota; Metazoa; Chordata; Actinopteri; Cypriniformes; Cobitidae
Gene: sipa1l2b
Product: signal-induced proliferation-associated 1 like 2
Biological process (GO): regulation of small GTPase mediated signal transduction
Cellular component (GO): cytoplasm
Molecular function (GO): GTPase activator activity; protein binding
Source: RefSeq, a predicted model, not a curated record
GUCAGUCAGGCGCUGCCGCGUCCUGAGUCGUUUGAGUUGUUGUGCUUCUAUUGUGGAAGAAGCGUCUCUUUGGGAAAUAACGCGUGUGUUGACCCGAGGAAUCGCUACGCUGUAUCGUUUUCAAAAGAUAAUGGAAUUGUAGUCUCUUGUCUGGCGAGAGCAUCAGUGGGAUCCCACCUGGCUUUGUUAAGCUUACAUGCCUGUUAAAUGACCAUAUCUCCUGCUUGCCCGCCUGUGGAGUGAGCAGUUGUCCUUGACAGUGAAGCUGAGAUAAAGAGAUUCUCCUCCUAUGGAUUACAGACCAAUAGGUCUGAACACCCUGGCUUGGGUCAGUCAUUAUUCACAGCCUUCCUCCUACACUGUCAAGCCCCUUCGCUGUUCCGUAAAAUGCUGGAGUUGGAAUUUCUGGUCAGGAUGAAUUAUCGUUAGAUAUGAAUGUCCCAAACCUUAGGACAAGAAAUAAAGCUGACGAGGCCGUUGAAGCUUGAGAAUCAAAGCACCUCAUUUUAGAGAUGCAGACAGAUGAUUUAUUUGCCAAAAAGCUUCAAGCCUUGAAUGGGAAUAUGGGACCUCCCAACACACAAGGCACACCAGCAGUGCCCAAGAUGGGCAUCCGAGCAAGAGUGUCCGAUUGGCCGCAGAAGAAGGAUGGCAACCCUGGUCCACCUCCCCGAUUUGACAGUCUAAUGACAAACUUCCCGAAUGGAAUGCCAAUCCAAUCCCCAGAGGAGGUUGUCAAACAGAGCCCGGGUUCUCCUCCUAACUCCAGCUUUCUGGAGGCAAAAUAUGGGCUUGGGGACAUGCUGAGCCAAUCCCAAGGUAAAGUGCACCAUCCUCUGCAGAAACGGAGCAAUAGUGAUGUCACCAUUAGCGACGUUGGGGCGGAGGACAUGGAUCAGAGGGCAGUCAACCCCAAUACAGGUGCCUCUCUGCACCGCGAGUACGGAAGCACAUCCUCCAUUAAUCGCCAGGGUUUCCCUGAAGAAGGGUUUUUUCCGAAAGGAUUCCCUACAGAACUCUCUGAGCAACCUAGUGCACCGCCGCCACAAAGCCUUCGGUUUGAUACCGCAGUCUCUCCCAGUCUCCAAACUGCAGCACAGAUUGCAAGGGGGGAUAUACUCUGCAUUCCCAACUACUCAGACUAUGUGGACAGUUCCCUCUUCUAUAGUCGCGAAAGGGAAAAGUCUUUCUUACAGCGGCCAAAGACGGAAAAGGCCGAGACGUCAAUCUUCCGCAGGCUGAAGACCAUCAAGAGUGACCAGCGGCAACUAGCAGAUCAUGACGAUUGUAGCAGACACGGUCGUCCGUUGAGUUUCCAGAGAUGUUUUGCCCACUACGAUGUCCAGAGUGUGCUGUUCAACAUUAGCGAGGCUGUUACUAAUCGUGCCAACAUUGCAGGUCGGAAGAAUAUAACAACGGGAGCUUCUGCAGCAUCACUGCACCAGGCCAGUGGGGCAUUGGACAGUUCUGACCCUUUGUCUCUUUGCGAGUCCCCUUUAGAUGUUUUAGAGGAACUCGGACAAUAUCCUGGCACUGAUCCUGAUGAAGGAGACGGGAAGAGUAAUGGUUUAGUGUUAAGCUGCCCGUAUUUCCGUAACGAGAUCGGUGGUGAAGGAGAGAGGAAACUGGGUACUACUAAAUUAAACAAUAUUGCUUACAACAAUGCAGGUGAAACUUAUUCCAUUGAGUCUACUUUGAGUUCACACUGCACCAAUGCAGGGGUUUCUGUCUUGGAAUUGCACCGUGAAAAUUACGCCUCUCGCGAGAACUACGCUGUUCCACGGGAUUGCUUGAAACGCUACAUCAUUGAACACAUCGACAUGGGCGCAUACUACUACCACAAAUUCUUCUUCAGUAAAGAGCACCAAAACUACUUUGGUGUUGAUGAAAACUUGGGGCCGGUGGCAGUGAGCAUCCGGAGAGAGAAACUGGAGGAGGGAAAGGAUGGACCACAGUAUAAUUAUAGAGUCAUCUUCAGAACCAGCGAGCUCACCACCUUAAGAGGGUCAAUCCUGGAGGAUGCCGUCCCCUCAACAGCAAAACACGGGACAUCCCGCGGUCUCCCUGUCAAAGAGGUCCUGGAGUAUGUGGUUCCUGAGUUGAACAUUCAAUGUCUCAGACUGGCCAUCAGCACCCCCAAAGUCCCAGAACAGCUGCUGAAACUGGAUCAACAGGGGCUGAGCUACCAGCACAAGGUGGGCAUCCUGUACUGCCAGGCAGGCCAGAGCACAGAGGAAGAGAUGUAUAACAAUGAAAGCGGUAGUCCCGCACUGGAUGAGUUUCUCGACCUGAUGGGUCAGAAGGUCCGACUGAAGGGCUUUAAUAAGUUCAGGGCACAGCUGGACAACAAAACGGACUCCACUGGCACACAUUCUCUUUACACCACCUAUAAAGACUUUGAGCUGAUGUUUCAUGUCUCUACAAUGCUACCCUACACGCCCAACAACAGACAGCAACUAAUGAGGAAGAGGCAUAUUGGGAAUGACAUUGUCACCAUAAUUUUCCAAGAACCUGGGGCUCUUCCCUUCACACCCCAAAACAUACGGUCUCACUUUCAGCACAUCUUCAUCAUCGUCAAAGUCCACAACCCCUGCACAGAGCAUGUGUGCUACAGUGUUGCAGUUGCCAGAUCCAAAGAUGUGCCUGCGUUUGGUCCUUCCAUCCCCAAAGGAGUAAUGUUCCCGAAGUCUGCCGUCUUUCGGGACUUCCUUUUGGCUAAGGUUAUCAACGGAGAAAACUCGGCGCACAAGUCCGAGAAGUUCCGUGCCAUGGCGACGCGUACCCGCCAGGAAUAUCUUAAGGACCUGGCCGAGAACUUUACCGGCGCCACGCCAGUGGACGCCUCGGGAGCAAAGUUCAGCUUCAUCACCAUCGGCGCCAAAAAGAAAGAACGCAGCCGGCCGAGGAUCAACGCUCAUCUGAACAGCACGGGUGCCAUCACGUGGUCGGUGGUUGCCCGGGACAACAGCCAGUCCACCGAUAUCGGUUGUUUACUGGCUGUCUCUCGAGAGUUUGUGGUGCUUAUCGAGGAAGCGUCCAAGGAAGUGGUGUUCAACUGUUAUUGCAGGGACGUGAUUGGCUGGAGCUCUUCUUCCAUGGCGGGCAGAGUGAAGCUGUUUUACGAGCGUGGCGAAUGCGUGGUGUUUUCCGUGCAGGACGGAUGCCCAGAGGAAGUUCGAGAGGUCACGCAGCGAUUAGAGAUGGUCACAAGAGGCUGCGAGACAAUAGAGAUGACCCUGCGCAGAAACGCCCUGGGUCAGCUGGGUUUCCAUGUGAACUUUGAGGGCGUCGUUGCGGACGUGGAGCCUUUUGGGUUCGCCUGGCAGGCGGGACUUCGCCCAGGUUGCCGAUUAGUGGAGAUCUGCAGAGUUGCUGUCGGGACACUGUCUCAUGAACAGAUGAUCGACCUUCUGCGAACCUCCACCCCUGUCACAGUGGUGGUCUUACAAGCACAUGAGGAUGGCACCCCUAGGAGAGGUGCUUCAGAGAUGUAUCGGGUCCCCAUCAUGGAGUACAAGACGCUUGGUACUGGGCCCGGUUGGCAUCGGAUGACUCAUGUUCCCCAGGCACUGCCGCUUUCUCGUGUUUCUCCCACUCAGGGUCCAGAUCGACCCUCCCCGAGCCAACAGAUGUUCCACUACGCCCAGGCUGCCAUCUCCCGCAGCACCUCUUUCGAUAAGAAGUACCAGGAUGGCUCCAGGGUAUUGCAGGACUUCGAGAUGGUUCAGAGUCCGUCUGGAAAUCCUGGCCAGCAUUACUGCAGCUCUCCCAGUAACCAGUCGACCUCCAGUGACCCGGGGCCCUGCGGCACAUGGGCCCAGAAAGCCAGUUAUGAUGGAUCACAGUCACCCGCUCUUCAAGACCAGCCAGAAGAUAAGGAAGACCGAGAACCCAAGCUGGAGAGAGCACGGUCUGCUGGGUCGCCUUGUGUUCCAGAGGCAAAGUGGCACAUCCCGUCCACCAAGAUCCUAAACAAAGGUCUGUCGAGACAAGGUGCGAAAGACUCACCUGGUAAAAUCCACAGAACCCGUGAGAAGAGCUGUCACAGUCAUUGUUCCAGUCACUCCAGUAACAACACCCUCUCCAGCAACGCUUCCAGCGGCAGCGACGACAAACAUUUCGGCUCUGGAGACCCAAUGGAUCCUGAGUCUCUGGGUCUUACCUACAUAAAAGGAGCGUCUACGGAUAGUGGGAUAGAUACGGCGCCCUGCAUGCCCCCUCCUGCACCUCCCUUGCCGCUGAGUGGGGUGGGACCAUCACGGAUGGUCAUGAGGGUUGACACGGGACUCCCAUGGACUCUGGAGUACCCAGAGGAGGGUGAGACGGAAGAGGAAAGGGCAAAGAUGUUUCUGUCUCAAGGGUACGUUCCUGCUACGCCCACCGGACACACCACCGACGGCAGCACAGGAGAUCUGAGUGAGAUAUCCUCGCUUUCUAGUGGUUCUCGUCAUUCUGGAAGCCCAUCUGAACGCUGUUCUAAGAACUCCGGCUCCAUUGACCCCUCAAAGAUCUACAUUAUCUCUCCCACUGACGCGACUCAAGGGGGAGGGCGGGAAAAACACUCGCACAGCUGUCAGUCACAAGGUGAAAAGUAUUUGGCUGGCUGGAAGAAAGGAGUCAACGACCACUUCCUGGAGGAGGAAGAGGGGCCAGCAAGACAAUUUAGGAGUCUGUAUUUGACAGAUCAGUCUCAGGUGGUUAAUAGUGCUGGUGAAAAGCUUCAGACACUCUCUAAGGAGGGUUUCCUCAGGAUGCUGCUACCUGACAGUCCCUCAGCACAGGCGGGUCACGGCAAGAUCCCGAAUGUCGGUCAGUCUCCACGGCGCUCCCUCUACCGGACCCUGUCUGACGAAAGCUUGUGCAGUAGCCACCGGAGGGCACUGUCAUUGGCCAGCUCCCGCAGCUCCAUGUUGGACCAAGCCAUGCCCAAUGACAUCCUUUUCACCAGCACACUGCCCUACCACAGCACCUUACCCCCUCGCAUGAGCGUGAAGCAUGCAGCUGGUCAACUCAAAAAUGAGCUCUGGUUCUCUGAUGGUUCACUGGCAGACAAGGCCAAGCUGGCGGACGCUGGACUAAUUCCUCUUCCUGACCCCACUUCUGGUCUCGACUGGUCACAUCUCUUGGAUGCUGCACGAGCAUUUGAAGAUCAGGCAGCAAGCUCUCUAAGCUCUCUAACUGAAGAAGAGCAGACCAAACAGGUUCUUGAGCUUUCAGAGGAGCUCAACAGAAGAGUUAGAUGUGCGAACGAUUCAGGGGAUGGUUCUCCAGCCCUUCUCACUGGUAAGGUGAACCAGCUGGAGCUCAUUCUCAGACAACUUCAGUAUGACUUGAGAAAGGAGCAACAAGACAAGGCUAUGCUCCAACAGCAGGUUCAACAUCUUAGACAGGACAACCUUCGACUGCACGAAGAGAGCCAGACGGCAGCAGCUCAGCUGAGACGAUUUACUGAACUCUUUCUAAACACCAUAGACAAGAAGUAGUUCAUUACUUCCCCUCUCCCGCUUAGCAACAACGUAACCCAAGGAUGUACUGUAAAGAAACCCUUUCAGUCUUUGAAUGUGAACGCGUGCCGAUGCUAACACACUAAAAGCCGAGUCACGCAAAUUGUUGGCGACGGAACGUAAGAAUGUGAAGGAGGUGGAAAUUCACAAAGGGUCGAGGGAUACUAACAUGUGAAAGUGAAUGUAAUAAGCCAAGAUUUCUUUCUAAAAUCUUAACAUCUUUAAGCUAACAUCGUAGCUUGAGUUCAGUUCUGGCUUUGUGGCUGUACGCCCCCCCACCUGUCCACCCGAAAUGUAGACCAGCCAGGUGCGACUUACCUUAGUGUCCAAAGCUCUCCGAGACUAAGUGUACUGUAUACCUGUUUUCAAAUGAGUUUUGUAAGUAAUCCAUUGUUGCAGAAAAUGUUGUUAUGUAGCAAUAAUUUUGCCGAUGAUGUAAUUAGCAUUGUUCGAUAAAAUUAGCACUGAGUGUGAUUCGGUUCAGACUUUUAUGUGAAAAAUAACAAAGCUUUCGUGUGCCUGUUAUUGUUGGUAAAUGGAUCGUCAUUUAGUUUAUUCAUUCAUUCACAUUACUGUCCAAGUACUCGCUUACAAAAUCCACACCCGCCGCUCCUAUCCGCUAGUCUGCUGGAAACAAGAAACGACGCAUGGGUGGACCAGAACAUGCAGACUAGCACCUGUAAACCACUUCAAAUCAAAGCCAAAAUUCUGCUUGUUGGUGUAAAGUACCUCAGAAAAGUGUCUUGUACUUUAGCCCUCUUAUUUAAGCUUAUUUAACCUAAGAUUGUUAUUUUAAUGAGAGUAUUUUUUUUUUCUUUUCUGCACUAAAAAGAGUAAUGGCUCCACGUGGCAGUACUUUGUAUACUUGUUUACCAUGUCAGCAGUACUGUGUAUAGCUUGGUUAAGAGACGACUGUAAACGAGAUAUGGUUUAUUUCUGGGACGUUCAAUUGUUUGGAUGCUGCUAGAGGACAGGAUGUUGUUUUUUAAUGGCCUUUUAAAGAUGUUUUUAUUUCUUUGUAAAUCUGUUUCGUUGAGGUUGGGAUGAAAAGCUUACCUUUGUAAAAUAAAGUUUAGGAUGUCAGUAA